Messenger RNA from Neohortaea acidophila, 2034 nucleotides. RefSeq lists its product as uncharacterized. Gene Ontology annotation, cellular component: U2-type catalytic step 2 spliceosome; Prp19 complex; precatalytic spliceosome. The record is from RefSeq and is a predicted model, not a curated record. The transcript has a single exon. Lineage: Eukaryota; Fungi; Ascomycota; Dothideomycetes; Mycosphaerellales; Teratosphaeriaceae. Gene Ontology annotation, molecular function: protein binding. Gene Ontology annotation, biological process: mRNA splicing, via spliceosome; spliceosomal complex assembly. Bases 1 to 2034 code for a protein of 677 amino acids.
AUGGAGUCCUCACGGGGCCCUCCGCGGGUCAAGAACAAGGCUCCGGCCCCGGAGCAGAUCUCCGCCGAACAGCUGCUCCGAGAAGCAGUAGACCGACAAGAACCCGCGCUCACCAAACCUACCCAACGCUUCACCGAUCUCGAAGAGCUGCACGAGUUCCAAGGGCGGAAGAGGAAAGAGUUCGAAGACCAUGUCCGCCGCAACCGAGUCAACAUGGGCAACUGGAUGCGCUAUGCCGCAUGGGAGCUGGAGCAGAAGGAGUACCGCCGCGCUCGUUCGGUUUUUGAGCGGGCGCUGGAUGUCGAGGCCACCAACGUGCAGCUGUGGAUCCGGUAUAUCGAAGCGGAGAUGAAGGAGCGCAAUAUCAACCAUGCGCGCAAUCUGCUGGAUCGAGCCGUCACCAUUCUCCCGCGCGUGGACAAGUUGUGGUACAAGUACGUGUACAUGGAGGAGAUGCUGGGCAACGUCGCCGGGACGAGGCAGGUGUUUGAGCGAUGGAUGUCGUGGGAACCGGAUGAGAAUGCGUGGGGCGCCUACAUCAAGCUCGAGAAGAGAUACGGCGAGUUUGAGCGGGCGAGGAAUGUCUACGAGCGAUUCACCAUUGUCCAUCCCGAGGCCAGGAAUUGGAUCAAGUGGGCAAGAUUUGAGGAAGAAAACGGAACGAGUGAUCUGGUGCGAGAGGUCUUUGGCACGGCAAUCGAGACGCUGGGAGACGAGUUCAUGGAUGAAAAGCUGUUCAUCGCGUACGCAAGAUUCGAAUCGAAGCUCAAGGAGUACGAGCGGGCGAGGGCCAUUUACAAGUAUGCCUUGGACCACAUGCCGAGAUCGAAGUCCGCCACUCUACACAAGCAAUACACGACAUUCGAAAAGCAAUUUGGCGACCGCGAAGGCGUAGAAGACGUGGUCUUGAGCAAGAGGCGGGUUAUGUACGAGGAACAAGUCAAGGAGAACCCCAAGAGCUACGACAGCUGGAUCGAUUACGCCAGGUUGGAGGAGACUUCACAGAACGAGGAUCGUGUACGAGACGUCUACGAACGCGCAAUCGCACAGAUGCCCCCCUCCCAAGAGAAGAGACACUGGCGGCGCUACAUCUAUCUCUGGAUUUUCUACGCCCUCUACGAGGAGUUGCAGGCUCGCGACUUUGACCGCGCCGCCCAGAUCUACGCCGAAGUUGUCAAGCUCAUCCCGCACAAGAAGUUCACCUUUGCCAAAAUCUGGGUGUUGAAGGCACAGUUCGAGCUGCGCCGCGGUCAACUUCACCAGGCGCGCAAGACCAUGGGCCAGGCAAUUGGCAUGUGUCCCAAGAACAGACUCUUCCGCGCCUACAUCGACACGGAACUCAAGCUUUUCGAAUUCGUGCGCUGCCGAACGCUCUACGAAAAAUGGAUCGAGUGGGAUGCCAGCAACUGCACCGCCUGGAUCAAAUUUGCGGAGCUGGAGCGGGGAUUGGACGACUUGGAGCGAUGCCGAGCGAUUUUCGAGCUCGCCGUGCAGCAACCGGUCCUCGACAUGCCGGAAUUGCUGUGGAAGGGAUACAUUGAUUUCGAAGAGGAAGAAGGUGAAUUCGACAAGACGAGGGAGUUGUACGAGCGGCUGCUGCAGAAGACGGAGCAUGUGAAGGUGUGGAUAUCGUACGCCCACUUCGAGAUCAACGUGCCGGAUGCAGAUGUCGAGGAGGACGAGCAAGAAGAGGAGAUGCCGGUAUCGGAUGCAGCAAAGGCGCGCGCACGAGCGGUGUUCCAGCGGGCAAACAAGCUGUACAAAGAGAAAGCGAUGAAAGAGGAGCGUGUGGCUCUGCUCAACGCGUGGAAGUCGUUUGAGGAUACGCAUGGGUCGGAGGCCGACCAGGAGGCGCUCAGUAAGCAGAUGCCGAGAAGGGUGAAGAAGAGGAGAAAGCUGGACGACGAUACGUUCGAGGAGUACAUGGACUACGUCUUCCCCGCCGACGACGAGGGAAGCCAGAAGAUGAGCAAGUUGAUGGCGGCGGCGCAGAGAUGGAAGCAGGAGCAAGAGGGCGGCGCGGCUGCUGCAUAG